GGGAGAUCCUGCCCGGUGAAACUGGACCGCUCCAGCCGGUCGCCUUCUCUUCUCAGCAGUCUCCUCUCUCUCCUCGCCCAAUUCUCAGCAAUAGGGUGCUCCCAAGGAGACAAUGGUGAAGAAAAGAAGCCGGGUAAAAGGUGGAGGAUAAAGGAAAAAAAGUGGAUUCUUGAAACAGGAAUCUUGAAAAAUGCGAUUUGGGUUCUCAAUGGAGAGAUACGAGAUUCACAUCUUUGAAAAUCUUCUUGGUUUCUUCCGGCUUUUAUGUGUAAUGGCUGAAAAAUCUGGUUUCUUCUCGUGUGGGUAAGAAAAGGUGCCAACUUGAUUCAUGGAGGGUACCAUCAGCUGUGGUGGUGAAUCAAUGGAGACGGAAAUGGGCCACAGAGACAGCGAUGGAAUGGACUACGGGCUGGAAUUGGUCGUGGAACGCAGCAGCGGUGAGGGCAAGGAAAUGCCGGCGAGCCCGGUUGUCAUGUUCCAGGGAGGAGACGCCAAAAUUGAACCUUUUGAAGGCAUGGAGUUUGCCACCGAGGAGGAUGCUUGGACUUUCUACAACAGCUAUGCUCGCCGUCUGGGGUUCAAUACCAGGAUCAGUGUCUUCCAUCGCUCCAGGCGUGAUGGGUCCAUCACUUCCCGGCAGUUUGUGUGCGCCAAAGAGGGCUUCCGGACCUACCGCUCCAAGCAGGACCCCUGCGGUGAAGGGAAGCCGAGGCGGACGCGGGCUGUCUCAAGAGUCGGUUGUAAGGCAAUGAUCCGAGUGAAGAAGCAGGAGAAUGGGAGGUGGAUAGUUUCGAGGCUUGAGAAGGCACAUAACCAUGCUCUCAUGGCCCCAAGCCGAGUGCAUUGCCUCCGUUCUCAUAGGCUUCUAUCUGAGAGUGGGAAGAGAGCUGCGAAUGAUUUCCAAAGAGCAAGAGCAGUUCAAGGCAGUGAAAUGCUGGCAAUUAAAGGAGAAUCCCAUCAGACCAAAACAUGUUAUGGUGAAAUGAUUCCUAAGACCAACGUUGGAAGAGGAACUUCAGGUAUUGUAGAGUAUAUCAAGCACAUGCAAGCUGAAGAUCCUGGCUUCUUUUUCACACGGCAACUUGAUGGGGAUCGGAGUGUGGGUAAUGUUUUUUGGGCUGAUGCAAGAUCAAGAAUGGCUUACAAACACUUCGGAGAUGUCAUCACCUUUGACACAUCGUAUAAAAUGAAUCAGUACCAAAUACCCUUUGCCACAUUCACGGGAGUUAAUCAUCAUCGGCAACCUGUGCUGUUUGGUUGUGCACUGAUUGUGGAUGACUCUGAAUCUUCACUUACCUGGCUUUUUGAGAUGUUGCAUUCGGCAAUGUCUGGACGACAUCCCACCUCAAUUAUCUCAGAACAAGACAGAGUGAUACAAGCUGCAGUUGCACGCGCAUUUCCCCAUACACAGCAUCGAAUUUGCAAGUGGCACAUCUGGAAAGAAAGUCAGGAUAAACUGUCGCAUGUCUUUCUUGCAUAUCCUUCUUUCAAGGAGGAAUUUUUUAAAAGUAUUAACAUGACAGAGACAAUUGAUGAGUUUGAAUCAAGCUGGAGGAGUCUUGUGGCUAGGUUCGACCUUAGAGAUAAUGAGUGGCUUCAAUCAGUUUAUGGUUGCCGCCAUCAGUGGGUUCCCGUGUACUUGAGGAAUGCAUUCUUUGGAGAAAUGACUUCAGCCCAACAAUGUGAAAGCAGAAGUUCAUUUUUUGAAGGGUAUAUAAAUGCACAGACUGAUGCACAAAUGUUUAUUCAGCAGUAUGAAAAGGCAUUAGAUAGUUGGUACGAGAAGGAGGUGAAAGCAGAUUUUGAUACGAUUUACUCCUUGCCAAAUCUUAAGACAUCAUCAUCAUCAAUGGAAAAGCAAGCAGCAGAGCUAUACACAAGGAAAAUAUUCAAAAUAUUUCAAGAAGAGUUGAUUGAAACAUGUAGAUAUACAGCAGAUAAAAUUACCAAGGAUGGAGAGAUGAGCAUAUAUAAUGUAAGAAAGAAUGAGGAAGAACAUAAAGCAUAUAUUGUUGAGUUUAGUUCAUCUGAAACUACUGCAACAUGUAGCUGUCAGAUGUUUGAAUAUUCAGGCAUUCUUUGUAGACAUAUUUUAACAGUCUUCAGUGAAUUGGGUGUUAAUAUGCUCCCAUCUCAUUACAUUUUAAAAAGGUGGACAAGAAAUGCUAAGGAUGAAGGCAUUGUUGGAAUAAAUCAAAGGGUAGUAAAGGAUGAAGAAAAAGAUGAUUCCCAAAGUAACAGCCAAGAUUGCCAACAAUCGCUCACCUGGCGCUACAAUAGUUUAUGUCGUGAAGCUAUUAAGUUUGCAGAGGAUGGGGCAACAUCUAUGGCUAUUUACAAUGUAGCAAUACGAGCUCUACAAGAGGCUGCAAAAAAGGUUACUGCAGCAAAGAAAAAUGUUGGGAAAGUUGGGUGCCAAGGUGCUUUUCCUAAAAGAAGUACCGACAAAGAGAAUGGUGCAGCAGCUCCUUUGGUUUUAGUUACAACUGAUGGCCAGGCAUGCCGUACCCUUACCAAUGACCACCACCUGGUUCAUUGUAUGCAAGGUGUGAAUUUACCUGUUUCACUUACCACCCAGAGACAACUGUACCCUUCAACAAUACCUGCUGCUGGGUUGAAUGAAAAUGGUUCUCUAAUGCUAACUGUUCCAUUGGUGAGCGUCCAAAAAGGAGAUCCCAAAGUUGCAGGAACUGCAUCUCAGCUACCUCAGGUACUGAAUUUGGUUGAGGUAGGACAUUCCUAUGCCAGUCCAGGCGGUGGCAGCAAUACUGCAAGUUCAGGUUCAUCAAUGCAACUUGUAGCAGUUCCAAUGGCAUUUUGUGUGCCAUUGGUGACCAAUUUAACAGCUGCAUCUUCAGCCCCAUCAAAUUCAAGCAGUACACAUUGUUCUGACAGUACUUCACCAGCACUGCAUCAACUGCAACUGGCUCCACACCUGGUAGCAGCACAGCAGUCACAUACAGGAACACCAGAUGGAGCACCUGAUUCUCCAGAAACAGUUGAGGACCCAUCAAGAUUACGUUCAGCUGCCACAAAUUCGAUUCGUGCUGCUGCCCUAGCUGCAGGGGCCCGAAUUGCCUCCCCAUCUGAUGCUGCUUCAAUUAUCAAAGCUGUACAGUCUAAAAAUGCCAUCCAUAUCAGAGCAGGGGAGCUCUCGCCAAGCAGCUUAAAACCUCUUGGACCAAAACCAUUGGGCCGGCAUGCAGCCAAUGUUCAUUUUGUGCCAGUUGAUCGAAGUGACACAGUUAAUGUGGUCUUGCUGGGCGAGAAACAAGUUCAAGGAGGUGUUGGUGGAGCCAUGACAUCAUGCGAGGCAGGAAACUUACGUGGCCAGGCAGUCCUUCACAAGGAGUUUAAGGAUGAAAUGGCAACCGAUGGUGACAGUGAGGACCAGACAUUGGAGGAAGGAGCAAUGGAGUUCACAGAUUCAGAGGACGAUAAGGAAUUUUCCGAUGCCGAGGCAGGUGCAGGGCCUGGUGUGAGUUGGGCAGCAGGGUGACUUGGAGGUUGAAUUGUUGAACAAGUUGGCCAAAAGGAUGCUCGUCUAGGGGCUUUUAAAUCCUUUCUACUCAUGCUCGGAGAAGCUUGCUGCUAAAACUCUUUGUUUAUCUCUCACUGACUGCUUACUAACCCCUUGUGCAGGGAAGGUUCCAAAUUCGGUUCUCUUCUCACUCUCUUUUCUUCGUUUCAUUGGUCCAAGCUUCACAUUGUGAAUAUUGAAUGCUUAUCACUGUUCAUAGUUAUACAGAUUUUUCUGUGCUCAUCAGAUCUGUAACUUAGGCAUAUUAUUUGCCCGGAUUAUGGUGGAACCUAGUGACUUGUAUUUGGCAAUAACUCCCUAGUUUUAUGGUGCCA
This is a messenger RNA of Elaeis guineensis (African oil palm), 3855 nucleotides long. NCBI's taxonomy places the organism in Eukaryota, Viridiplantae, Streptophyta, Magnoliopsida, Arecales, Arecaceae. The record is from RefSeq and is a predicted model, not a curated record.